AUGCCCGGAUCUUCAAAGAAAAUCACACGACUAGAAAAAGAAGCUUUUCUACGAGUUAAAGAUUCGGAAUAUAAACGUGAACAAUCUGCGUAUUUAUUAACAAAUGAUUACGAUGACGAUGAAGCAUUUGAGAACGAACGUCAUCGACGUUUCACAAAAAUCCGACAAACGCAUCAAAUCGAACGAGAAAUCGACCAUCAAGUAGGUCUGAUUGACAAAAUGAAAGACCGACGAGAAGCUGAAGCACACAAAAAGCAAGUUGCAACAACUCGAAGUUUCAUUGCAACUUUACCUCCGCCAUCAAAACCAUCACCAUCGGCAUCAUCAUCGUCGUCAUUGGCACCUGCAGCAAAAACCGAACGAAUACGUCGUAGCGUGCAAAUAAAAGAAAAAUAUUCUACUGAAAAGUAG
This is a messenger RNA of Adineta ricciae, 411 nucleotides long. The record is from the annotation of a GenBank genome assembly. NCBI's taxonomy places the organism in Eukaryota, Metazoa, Rotifera, Eurotatoria, Adinetida, Adinetidae.